This is a messenger RNA of Daldinia childiae, 1080 nucleotides long. RefSeq lists its product as uncharacterized. Lineage: Eukaryota; Fungi; Ascomycota; Sordariomycetes; Xylariales; Hypoxylaceae. The record is from RefSeq and is a predicted model, not a curated record. The coding region runs from base 1 to 1080 and encodes 359 amino acids. Gene Ontology annotation, molecular function: oxidoreductase activity. The transcript has a single exon.
AUGAAGGAUCUAGUCGCGCGUGGCGUAAUUGUUCGCUUGUCUACAGAGCUCACUAAGAUCGUGCAGAGGAGUAAUCGCGGGGUCGUUGUCGAACUUAAAGCACGGACGCCUGUGCCUGACAGGCAUAACCCCACUGGAGGCGAUCCGGACGUUCCAGUUACCGGGGAGGUAUACGAUGAGAUUGUUAUGUGUUGCCUUGCUGACACGGCGAAGAAAGUCUUGGGUCGAACAGCGACCUGGAUAGAGAAAAAGGUACUAGGGUCAGCUAAAUUCAGCGAUGAUAUUACGAUCACUCACAACGACUCGGAUUACAUGAAGAAGCAUUAUGAAAACUUCUACCGAGAAGACCUAGCUAUUGAUAAGGUGAACGGUGUGGGGCAAACCUCGCGUCUUGAUUUUGCGGUGAAUAACUUCAGACCGAUGUAUUAUAUCAAAAUGUACCCGGAGGAUCAGUCGAAACUUGAGAUGUGCUUCGAUACAACGAACUACCAGGGCCAAUUCCCGGACAAAGUUCCCUUUGAGCAGCAUGUGUUCCAGACCAUCUAUCUCAACAAAGACCGCGAUAAGGAUCUAUGGACAGACCAUCAGAUCAGAGAGGAAAAGAUCAUUCGAAAAGACUGGUGGCACCAACUUUGCCACAGCUAUACACACUAUCUCUUCGUCGUACCGUGGAUGAUGUUUCUUCAAGCGAAGAACCAUACCCGCUAUGCGGCAGCAUGGACUCUGGUUAACGCUCACGAAACUGCUGUCAUGUCUGGAAUCGCUGCCGCGAUAGACCUCGGAGCGGAAUAUCCCGAGGAUCUUGAACACGACAAGUUUGCGUUUCUCUGUUUUCGGCUCUACUACCUUCUUGCGUACGGUAAGUGGUAUAAGCGCAGAUACACUAGUAAGCAAGGAGUAGAGCCCACGACGCAGGCGGCCAGAGAAGGCAAGAGCUGGGCGACGGGGCCAUACGGCGGUGUAUACGAGGGCCCCGGAGUAUCAAAAACGGAGCGGCAGACGUGGAAAGAGGGGCUCCAGAAUGGCACCAGCACUAAGAACUUGGCCGAUGGGAACGCAUCCGGGAGGAGCCAGCCCUGA